AUGAAAACCUCAAUUUUUAAUUUAAUUGUGUACUUAUUUGUAUCUUUUGUAUUACCAUAUGUUACUUUCUGCACGAUUGAUGUUAAUUUGAAUCAAUUAGAAUAUAUUGCUGCACGUUUAGAUCCAUUCGAAUGUCGGCGUCUUAUUGCUGCUCUUCAUUAUACAUCUUAUGAAUUGCCAAUGAGUUUGGCGGCAGCAGAACGUACAAUAGAUGAGGAAAUUCCGUGUAUAAGACAUCUUAUUCAUUGGAAUAGUUCACCAGCCGAAGGUCUUGGUCAAAGUCACGAAGCUUUGGUUCAUCGACUCCGAGCAUUGGGUCGUGAUGAUUUAGCUGAUUGGCUAGGAAAAUCUACAUUUAAACAGCUCGGAAUGGAUAUGGCCAGAAUUAUGGAUCAGCCAUUUGAUAAAUUAGGCGAACAAGAAACUGAGGCGUCUUUUCCUUUAACAAUCAAUCCAAUUGAAAUGUUAGAAGACGAUGACUAUUGGUCUCAAUUAAAUAUUGUCUUAUUGGCAAUCAUGCUAGGUUUAAUGGGAACUCUAUUAAUAUUAAUAGGAUAUAUUAUUUUUUACAUAAUCAAAGUGCGUUCACGUAGAACAAAGUACAGAAAAAUGAAGCAAGAGGGAGACAGCGAAAAAUUAUUUAAACCAUUUGAAAAGGAAAAACAGAAAAACAACAAGGCAAAACAGAUGCCACAUAAUAUUGAUAAUUUAUCUGAUUAA
Polistes dominula (European paper wasp) is the source of this 720-nucleotide messenger RNA. RefSeq lists its product as uncharacterized. NCBI's taxonomy places the organism in Eukaryota, Metazoa, Arthropoda, Insecta, Hymenoptera, Vespidae. The record is from RefSeq and is a predicted model, not a curated record.